CGGGGGGGGGGGGGGGAAAGAGCGGCGCUGCGCUGCGGCCAGCCCCGGGCUGCCGCUCCGCGCCUGCGAUCCGCGGGAGGCUGUCGGGGCGGCGGCGGCGGCGCUGCCUCGCUGACUGAGGCGUGGGGUUGGCGUUUCGGAAGGAGGAGGAAGAGGAGGGAGCUGAAAAAAAAGCUCUGCAGCGCGCAGCGGCCCGGGCGGGGGUGGGUCGGUGCAUGCAGCGCGGGGCGCACGCAGCAGCCUGCGGGACGCGGCCGCACGGAGGAUCACCACCGCCGCCGCCGCCGCUCGCUGCUGCCGCCGCCGCCGCGGGGCCGAGCCGCCGCCGCCGCCUGCCGCUCCGCCCGGCCGUGGGGGCCGGGGCUCGGCGCAGCCGGGCGCACACGUGCGCGCCUCUGCCGGCGCCGCCGCGGGGGCUGAGCGCCGCCGGGCGCGGGGCGGUGCCGCUGCCCGCCGGGAGCCGCCGGGCGCCGCGGGCGCACGGCGGGGCUCAGCGCCGCGCCGGCACCCUCUCCCCCGCCGGCUGCGGCAGCGCCCUUUAAUACCCAUCACUGCUUUUCCCCCCCCUCCUUUUUUUUUUUUUCCCUUUUUUUUUUCCCCUUCAAUUUUUUGUUUUCCAGCCUGCUCCUCCAGCGCGCUGAGAACAGUCUCUCUUCCAUUUACUUGAUUCGCAGGUUUGCUUAUCUGUUUGGGGGUUUUUUCCUCCCCUAUUUUUGCUGUCCCGCUCACUCCAGCCCCGAAUUUUAUCUAGUUGUAGCUACUUGCUGCCUUUUUUUUUUUUUUUAUUAUUACUGGUAUUUUUUUCACUGACGCCUCCCGUGCAUUUUUCGAUUGCAAGUCCUCCUUGCAGUCCGGUUUUUAACUGCAUUUUGUCUGCAGAUCUUCCCUUUGUUUGCACACAUCCCCUUUUUAUUUUUUAAUUUUUUUUUCCGUUGUUGUUGUUCGUUGUUAAAGUCACUCUUUUUUUGGGGGGCGCUGUAUUUAAACACUUAAAAUGCACUGCUAUCUCCUGAGCGUGUUUCUUACCGUGGAUCUGGCCACCGUGGCUUUCAGCCUGUCUACCUGCAGCACCCUCGACAUGGAUCAGUUUAUGCGCAAGAGGAUCGAGGCGAUCCGGGGGCAGAUCUUGAGCAAACUGAAGCUCACCAGCCCCCCGGACGAGUACCCCGAACCCGAGGAGGUGCCCCCGGAGGUCAUCUCCAUCUACAACAGCACCAGGGACCUGCUGCAAGAAAAAGCCAACCAUAGAGCUGCCACUUGCGAAAGGGAGAGGAGCGACGAGGAGUAUUAUGCCAAAGAAGUUUACAAAAUAGACAUGCAGCCUUUUUAUCCCGAAAAUGCCAUCCCACCGAGCUAUUACAGCCUUUACUUCCGAAUUGUCAGAUUUGACGUCUCGGCAAUGGAGAAGAACGCCUCCAACUUGGUGAAGGCCGAGUUCAGGGUCUUCCGCCUGCAGAACUCGAAGGCGCGGGUCUCAGAGCAGCGGAUAGAGCUGUACCAGGUUCUAAAAUCAAAAGAAUUAUCAUCACCAGGACAGCGCUACAUCGACAGCAAAGUAGUUAAAACAAGAGCUGAAGGAGAGUGGUUGUCUUUUGAUGUCACUGAGGCUGUACAUGAGUGGCUCCAUCACAGAGACAGGAACCUUGGAUUUAAGAUAAGCUUACAUUGUCCAUGCUGCACCUUCGUGCCUUCCAAUAAUUAUAUCAUCCCAAAUAAAAGUGAGGAGCUUGAAGCAAGAUUUGCAGGUAUUGAUGACUACACAUAUUCCAGUGGUGAUGUGAAAGCUUUAAAGUCCAAUAGGAAAAAAUACAGUGGGAAGACCCCACAUCUUCUGCUAAUGUUAUUACCCUCCUACAGACUUGAGUCGCAACAGCCCAGUCGGCGGAAGAAGCGUGCUCUAGAUGCUGCCUAUUGUUUUAGGAACGUGCAGGAUAAUUGCUGUCUGCGUCCACUUUAUAUUGACUUCAAGAGGGAUCUUGGCUGGAAGUGGAUUCAUGAACCUAAAGGGUAUCAUGCUAAUUUCUGUGCAGGAGCCUGCCCAUAUUUAUGGAGCUCAGAUACUCAGCACAGCAGAGUACUCAGCUUGUAUAACACCAUAAAUCCAGAAGCUUCUGCCUCUCCGUGCUGCGUGUCCCAGGAUUUGGAACCCCUCACCAUCCUCUACUACAUUGGCAAAACACCGAAAAUCGAACAGCUGUCCAACAUGAUCGUAAAGUCUUGCAAGUGCAGCUAAAGGAUACCCCUGAAACAGCAUGACGUGUGUGUAUUAAAAAAAAAUAACCAAGGAAAAAAAGAAAGAGAGAGCGAGAAGGAAAGAAAGAAAAAUGAAAACCCAGGUUCAUCAGUGUUAAAAGAAAAAAAAAAGAAGAAAAAAAAGCGGUACUAGUCUGAACUGUUUGAAAGUUUUGUUUUUUGUUUUUUUAAACUGGCAUCUGAAGCAAAACAUUGAAGGCCUUUAUCCUACAUUUCACCUACACAUAGUGUGAGAUAGACAAGAAGCAAAGUUAAAGAAAAAAAACCUUUUAAAAAAUAAACACUGGAAGAAAUUUGUUAGUGUUACUAUGUGAAAGGAAAAAAACAGGAAAAUCCCAUGAAGUGGAGUUGCUGUAUCUGUCCCGUGCCUUACUUGAUCUCUCUGUAUUGUUACGCAGUAGGCAUCCUACCCAUUCCUCUUAGUUGUAGAGUUAACAGUGCAUUAUUUAUUUGUGUGUAAAAACUAUCAAAUGAACAUUUCCGUAUCGCCAUUGGAAAAAAGAAAACCAGCCAGUGUGGACAAAGUGGAGACCAAAUAAGCUGCCAGAAAUACAUAUAAAGCCUAACGGAACACAAGCUCAAAAGAAUCAGAAAAGUAAUGGUUAGUUUAGUUUGAUUAAAAUAGAAAUCAGUUAUUACAUUAUUGAGAAACUCUGCCUUUAAAAUACCUUAUUUUUCAUGUGAGCUGCCUAGAGAGGCUUCUUGUAAGGUCUCAAACCCUUGUUUUAAAUACUGAAUAAUUUACUAAUAAAGGACACUCUGUUUCAGUCUCAAAGACAAGUCUAUAAGAUUUUUUUUUUUUACUGUAAAUGAUUUAAAAUGUCAGUUUAGUAAACCAGUGAAAUAUUUAACAUGUACUGGUCUAAUCUUCAGACCUUAAUAUGUUGCUGUAUAGCUAUGCUAUGGGAUUUUUUUGUUCUUUUGGUAUAUGUAACCAUACCUAGAGUAUUACAAUAGGUGGGUAGUAAAAGCCAGCUUAAUUGGAAACAUAUCUGUAGAUCUCUAUUUGUAAACUAUUAAAAAAUUAAGUACUUUA
Molecule: messenger RNA, 3289 nt
Organism: Grus americana (Whooping crane)
Lineage: Eukaryota; Metazoa; Chordata; Aves; Gruiformes; Gruidae
Gene: TGFB2
Product: transforming growth factor beta 2
Exons: 7
Coding region: 995-2233 (412 amino acids)
Biological process (GO): BMP signaling pathway; regulation of cell population proliferation; transforming growth factor beta receptor signaling pathway
Cellular component (GO): extracellular region
Molecular function (GO): growth factor activity; cytokine activity; type III transforming growth factor beta receptor binding
Source: RefSeq, a predicted model, not a curated record